UACAACAAAAUGGGUGUGACGUUUUAGCGCAGUUCUGCAUCAGCGGCUACAGGGGUACGGGCACCCUAGAGGGGGACAAACGCUUGCGAUCGAGAAGUUGUGUUCCCCUCUGCCUCUCCCGCUCCCCCUCACUGCACGGCUUGGUGCAGUCUGACAGAAGCGGCCCAUUUAUAGAAGCCGGCUCUCAGGCAUCUAGAAAGGUGUCGAGACAACUGGAGAUUAGUCGCCAAGGUUAAAGCCCAGUGUUGUUCUCCACGCACCCACACACGUUCACACAAAUGACUGCGGGCGACAUGGACAAAGUCGAAGUCUUCGACGCGGGCAGCAAGGGAAGGGGCCUGAAGACGAAGCAAGAGUUCUGGAGUGGGGAUGUGAUCUUUGCUGAACCUGCAUAUGCUGCUGUUGUGUUUGACAACCUCACCUACCACGUAUGCCACGGGUGUUUCAAGAAGCAAGCGAAGCUUCAGCGCUGCAUGCAGUGUAAGUUUGCCCACUACUGCGACCGCACCUGUCAGAAAGCUGCGUGGACGGAGCACAAGAGCGAAUGCAGCGCCAUCAGGAACUACGGCAAGGCGCCCAACGAGAGCAUCAGAAGUGACAGAUGGAAUACAAAGAGUGGAGUCACGCACGUUAGUAGUAGGAAUGAUGGCCCGUGGAAGGUCCCAUUAAAGCCUCCAGAUAGUGAUGGGAAUUGGGAAGCAAGUGAUGUGGAGGCCAACAACUCACACAUAUUUGGAGUGAUAAACUGCAACGGUUUUACCAUCAGUGACCAGCGUGGGUUGCAAGCUGUAGGAGUUGGAUUGUUUACAAAUCUCUGCCUCGUGAAUCAUGACUGCUGGCCAAAUUGCACCGUCAUAUUGAACAAUGGAAAUCGUGAUGCGGUUAAAUCAAUGUUCCACACACAGAUGAGAAUUGAGCUGCGGGCAGUCGCGCCUAUCAAGGUGGGAGAGGAGCUGAUGGUCUCUUAUGUGGACUUCCUGAGCCUCAGUGCAGAGAGGCGCAAGUCGCUGAAGGAACAGUACUAUUUUGACUGCAGCUGCGAGCAUUGCCAGAAGGGAAUGAAAGAUGACCUGAUGCAGGCUGUCAAAGAGGAAGAUGGCAAAAAGCCACCAGAAGAAACUGUGACAGGAGUCGUUGAGUUUUCAAAGACAACAUUGGAAAAAGUUGAGAAGGAACGACAAGAAGGAGUUUGGGCAAAUGUUGUGAAGCUGUGUCGGGCGUGCUUGAAGAAGCAGGAGCCUGUCCUGGCAGACACGAACCUUUACAAGCUGAAGAUACUGAGCCUCGUCUCUGAAGUGCUGUCUUAUCUGCAGCAAUUUGAAGAGGCUGCAGACUGCGCCAAGCAGAUGGUGGAGGGAUAUCAGAAACUCUACCACCACAAUAAUGCCCAGUUGGGAAUGGCACUGAUGAGGGCUGGCGUGACGCACUGGCACGCUGGGCGUAUCGAACCAGGCCAUGCCAUGAUUUGCCAGGCGUACGGGAUUAUCCUGGUCACACACGGCCCGACCCACCCCAUCAGCAAGGAUCUUGAGGCCAUGCGCUGCCAGACCGAGAUGGAGCUGCGGAUGUUUAAGGAGAACGAAUUCAUUUACUAUCAGAUGAGAGAGGCGGCGCUGAAGAACCAGAAGAUGCAAGUGAUGGGGGAGCCGGCCGGCAACUACAUCAAGGAGCUCUUCCACAGACGGAAAUGAGACCCCGCGGCUUCACCCCCCCCCUCCCGCAGGCAACCUGCCGUAACCUGUGGGAAGGGUGGGGCAGCGCAGGGGGAGGGUAGGUCGAAGCAAAGGCCAGGACGGUAACCACUCUAGUGGAGGAUGACAAUUGUUUUCGGAAUCUGUUGGCUAGAAAAGGAGAGUCCUGUGGUAGACUUUUAACCUCUGUUGUUUGCAUUGUAGUAACCUAGAGAUGUGGAACACUUCCGAAGCCAAAACACAACAUGCUGGGAAAACCUCAGCAGGUCAGGCAGCAUCUGCGGAAAGAGAAGCAGUGGAAGGUUGAGGUCCGAAUCUGAGAUCUGAAGCGUCGAUUUUUUCUCUCUCUCCCUCCACAGAUGCUGCCUGGUCUGCCGAGUUUUUCCAGUGAUUUCUGUUUUUGUUUCAGAUUUCCAGCAUCUGCCGUUUUUUUUUUUCUUUUGAUUUUCAUUGACCACAGCUUUAAGGUCAGUUUCAUUCACGUUAGUGCACAAAGGUGGAAGGCAAGAAUGGUUUUCUCCACUGUAGCUCGGUGCACAUGAUAAUAAUAAACUGACACUAAGACUAACGUGCACAAAUAAUGUGCUAAUGUGUGCAUCAGAGGACAAUUUUCUAUUUCUCUGCAUUAAACAACAGUUUAGAAGGCAUAAAAGGACACUAAGUGCUUGAGUAACUCAGCAAGAUAGGCAGUAUCUCUGGAGAACAUGGAAUGGUGACAUUUCGUUACAUCGUGUAUCCAUAAACUGUAAAUGGAUCGAAUGUAAUCAUGUAUUGUCUCUCUGCUGAUUGCACAGCAUGCAACAAAAGCUUUUCACUGUACCUCGGUACACACGACAAUAAACUGAACUGUAAUUGGGUUGAGAUUCUUCGAAUCAUAGAGUCUUACGGUGCGGAAACAGGCCCUUCGGCCCAACUUGCACUUACCGGUCAACAUGUCCCAUCUACACUAGUCCCUUCUGCCUGCGUUUGGCCCAUAUCCCACCAAACCUGUCAUAUAUAUCCCUGUCUAAACCCUUAAGUCUUGACCCAAAACAUCACCUGUCCAUAUUUAAGAGGGAGUUAGAUGUGGCCCUUGUGGCUAAAGGGAUCAGCGGGUAUGGAGAGAAGGCAGGUACAGGAUGCCGAGUUGGAUGAUCGACCAUGAUCAUAUUGAAUGGCGGUGCAGGCUCGAAGGGCCGAAUGGCCUACUCCUGCACCUAUUUUCUAUGUUUCUAUGUCCAUGUUUAAUGGGGCUGCUGCCUGACAUGCUGAGUUAUUCCAGCACUCUGUGUCCUUUUGUGUAUUAACCAGCAUCUGCAGUUCUUUAUUUUUACAGGCAUGGCCUGUAAUUGUCCUUCACUUGUAGCAUUUUACAUUUCCCCAUAACCUACCUGCCUGUGCGGUCAUAAACUCGAGAUCGAGAAUAUUUUUUGGAACAAUUAACUAUCUUUCAAGAGGCAGCAUUUCACAUUCUACCAACUUGUUGUGAUCAAAUUGAUCUGUCCGUAGUUUAUUUCACUCUGGGAGGACAGUCAGGUGAACAUUCACCCAGUGUAAUGCUGUAGACUUCAAUGACAAUGAACACGGGCAGCACAGCUUUAGAGUUGCUGCCUUACAGUGCCAGAGACCCGAGAUCCAUCCUGACCACAGGUGCUUGUCUGUACAGAGUUUGUACGUUCUCUCCAGGUUCACCGGUUUCCAAAGAUGUACAGGUUUGUAGGUUAGUUUGCUUAAUAUAAUUGUACCCUAGUGUGUUUUUUAAGAUAGUGUUAGUGUGCGGGGAUCGCUGGUCGGUGCGGACUUAGUGGGCCGAAGGGCCUGUUUCCGCGCUGUAUCUCCAAACUAAACUAAGCUAAUAGCCUAACGCCAAACUCACUCAUAGAGUCAGAGCCAGCAAGAACAAAGGCCAUUCGACUUAUUGUCAGUGCCAGUUAUGUGGCAAAGAAUUCCACAGAUUCACCACCCUCUGACUAAAGACAUUUCUCCUUAUCUCCUUCAUAGAAACAUGGAAACAUAGAAAUUAGGUGCAGGAGUAGGCCAUUCGGCCCUUCGAGCCUGCACCGCCAUUCAAUAUGAUCAUGGCUGAUCAUCCAACUCAGUAUCCCGUACCUGCCUUCUCUCCAUACCCUCUGAUCCCCUUAGCCACAAGGGCCACAUCUAACUCCCUCUUAAAUAUAGCCAAUGAACUGGCCUCGACUACCCUCUGCGGCAGAGAGUUCCAGAGACUCACCACUGUCUGUGUGAAAAAAGUUCUUCUCAUCUCGGUUUUAAAGGAUUUCCCACUUAUCCUUAAGCUGUGACCCCUUAUCCUGGACUUCCCCAACAUCGGGAGCAAUCUUCCUGCAUCUAGCCUAUCCAACCCCUUAAGAAUUUUGUAAGUUUCUAUAAGAUCCCCUCUCAAUCUCCUAAAUUCUAGAGAGUAUAAACCAAGUCUAUCCAGUCUUUCUUCAUAAAACAGUCCUGACAUCCCAGGAAUCAGUCUGGUGAACCUUCUCUGCACUCCCUCUAUGGCAAGAAUGUCCUUCCUCAGAUUUGGAGACCAAAACUGUACGCAAUACUCCAGGUGUGGUCUCACCAAGACCCUGUACAACUGCAGUAGAACCUCCCUGCUCCUAUACUCAAAUCCUUUUGCUAUGAAAGCUAACAUACCAUUCGCUUUCUUCACUGCCUGCUGCACCUGUGUGCCUACUUUCAAUGACUGGUGUACCAUGACACCCAGGUCUCGCUGCAUCUCUCCUUUUCCUAGUCGGCCACCAUUUAGAUAAUAGUCUGCUUUCCUGUUUUUGCCACCAAAAUGGAUAAAGAACAUCCUUAAAGAACAUAAUUUAAUUCUGAGGCUAUGACCUCUGGUCCUAGACUAUCUCACUAGUGGAAACGCAUCCACUCUAUCCAAGCUUUUCACUAUUCUAUAUUCAAUGAGGUCCCCCCUCAUUCUUCUAAACUUCAAAAAGUGCAGGCCCAGUGCCGUCAAACGCUCAUCAUAGGUUAAUCCACUCAUUCCUGGGAUCAUUCUUGUAAACCUCAUCUGGACCCUCUCCAGAGCCAGCAUGCUCAUCUUUUCUUUGAUAUGGUGCCCAAAAUUGCUCACAAUAUUCCAAAUGCAGCCUUAUAGAGCCUCAGCAUUACAUCCCUGUUUUUGUAUACACGUCCUCUUGAAAUAAAUGCUAGCAUUGAGUUUGCGUUAGUGUGAGAUCUGGAUACGGGAGGAAACCCAGGUGGUCACAGGAAGAACGUGCAAAACCCCAUCCAGAGGCCACGAUCACAGAUGUUUAUCUGGAGAUGCGAGGCAGCACCAUGAACGCUAGCGCACACUGCUGCACGCGUUCCAUCAUGCGUUACGAUUCAUCCUCAGGCAUAUCUUUGAACGUAAACAUCAGAACAAUAGCUCUCACUGCAUCCAAUAAUAUUUUGUCAAUGCAAUUGUUCAGGGUUUGUCUUCUAAAUUUUUUAUUCUCAUUUUAAAGAAAUAGGACUUUGAAAUAUAGUAGUUUAAACAAAGUUUUUCCUUCUUGAAGCUGUAGUCUCCCCACUUCUUGUCAGCAAAGAGACUCCAAUGAAAGUAAAGCUACCAAAGAGUAACCUUCAGUAAAACGUGAAAUCUUGCAAUUGUUUUCUAGGUUUCCUAAUCGCAAAUAAAGAUCUGUUUGUGAAC
This is a messenger RNA of Leucoraja erinaceus (little skate), 5322 nucleotides long. RefSeq names its product histone-lysine N-methyltransferase Smyd1-like. Gene Ontology annotation, cellular component: nucleus. NCBI's taxonomy places the organism in Eukaryota, Metazoa, Chordata, Chondrichthyes, Rajiformes, Rajidae. Gene Ontology annotation, molecular function: protein binding. The transcript has 12 exons. Bases 279 to 1691 code for a protein of 470 amino acids. The record is from RefSeq and is a predicted model, not a curated record.